AUGGAAGAUUUGGCUCGAAAGUUGGGUUUUAACAGGAUUAAUUGUGUUGGUGAAAGAGGUCUAGCGGGUGGUUCUUGUUUGAUGUGGAACAACAACAUUAAUAUUGUUGUCAAUUACUUUGCUGAAGGAUUUUUUGAAGCAACUGUGUGGGACAUUCAUACGCAACUCAAUUGGAAACUUUAUGCAGUAUAUGGAGACUUGAACUGCAUCAGUAACCAAGAGGAGAAGAGUGGGGGUCGGAGAGUAACUGCAAAUGACACAAAAUGGCUAAGUAAUUUCAUGGAAGCUACAGGUGGUGUGGACUUGCAAUUCAUUGGCAAUAAAUAUACUUGGCAAAACAAUAGGUUCUCAGGAGGCCUAAUUCGUGAAAGACUUGAUAGAGCCAUUUGUUCUCCGGAUUGGUUGAUGGAGUAUGCCUCUAAUGGGAUUCGAAAUAUGCCUAUUUCAAUCUCAGAUCAUGCCCCAAUCAUCCUUGACACACACUUAUUUGCCUCUAGAGGAUUUAUUCCAUUCCGCUUUUUCGAGGCUUGGUCCUGGGAGGAUUCAUGCAAGAAGGAAGUUGCCAUGGCUUGGUCCUCAAAUGGUAAUGAUACUGUGUCCUUUAUCAGAAAUAUUGAUAAGUCAAAAAUGGCGAUCCAGGCCUGGAAGAAGAAACACAAGAGUUUGAAUGAAGGAGAAAUAAAAGAAAUGGAGUUCAGAUUACAAUGGAUCCAGAAUCAACCUAUUUCUGAUUUGCUCAAAGAAGAGGAAGCCCGAAUUCAAACUCUGAUUUCAGAUUGUUGGUCAAAACUAGAGAGCAUGUGGAGACAAAAAUCAAGGGAGACUUGGCUUUCCUUGGGAGACAAAAACACAAGAUUUUUUCACGCUGCAACAAUCAUAAGGAAAAGAAGAAAUAGUAUUUGGUCAAUCAAGGAUAAAGACGGGAGAGUGUGGAAGGACAGAAAACACAUUGCGGAGGUCAUCAAUAUGCACUUCCAGGAGCUUUUCACUUCCUCUAAUCCUAUGAUCAAUGGGGAAUUUGACGACUUGUUUACUACUCGGAUCGAUUCACUUUCGAAUGAAUGCUUUGCUGCUUCACCCUCAGAGGCAGAAAUUAGAGAAGCUGUAUUUAGUUUACACCCUCUAAAAGCCCCGGGGCCGGAUGGGUUCUCGGGAGUUUUUAUCGCAGAUAUUGGGAGUUAG
Molecule: messenger RNA, 1182 nt
Organism: Cannabis sativa
Lineage: Eukaryota; Viridiplantae; Streptophyta; Magnoliopsida; Rosales; Cannabaceae
Exons: 2
Coding region: 1-1182 (393 amino acids)
Source: RefSeq, a predicted model, not a curated record